Ilex paraguariensis (yerba mate) is the source of this 1209-nucleotide messenger RNA. Lineage: Eukaryota; Viridiplantae; Streptophyta; Magnoliopsida; Aquifoliales; Aquifoliaceae. The record is from the annotation of a GenBank genome assembly.
CAUACACACAUUAUGGGCUUUUCAAAAUUUUCAUGGACUUCCUUUCUUCUUAUAGUUCUGGGUUUGUGUGUGGUCAAUGGGCAGCCUCUGGUCCCUGCAUUGUUCAUAUUUGGAGACUCAGUUUUUGAUGUGGGCAACAACAAUUACAUUUACACCAUUGUCAAAGCCAACUUCCCUCCUUACGGAAGAGACUAUGUCACCCACAAACCAACCGGCAGGUUCUGUAAUGGAAAACUUGCCUCUGACUUCACUGCUGAGAACCUAGGGUUCACCUCAUACCCACUGCCUUAUCUUAGCAAGAAAGCCAGAGGAAAGCACCUCCUGAUUGGUGCCAACUUUGCCUCUGGUGGUUCUGGUUACUAUGAACCUACAGCAAAACUAUAUGUAAGUACAACAGAUUAUCACACAAUACCACUGAGCAAGCAACUGGAGUUUUACAAGGAGUACCAAAAGAAACUGGUGGGGAUUGCAGGGAAAGCCAAUGCUUCAACGAUAAUCUCUGGUUCAAUUUACUUUGUUAGUGGUGGUAGUAGUGACUUUGUUCAGAACUAUUACAUUGAUCCGCUUGUCUACAAGGUGUACACACCUGACCAGUUCUCAGACAUUCUCAUCCAAUCGUACGCAAAGUUCAUUCAGGAUUUAUACGGUCUGGGAGCAAGAAAGAUUGGCGUGUCGACGUUGCCACCAAUUGGAUGUCUACCGGCGGCCAUUACGUUGUUUGGCGACGACAGUAACAAUUGCGUAGCAAAGAUGAACAAAGCAGCGAUUUCAUUUAACAACAAGCUCAAUGCGACAUCAAUAAACCUACAAAACAAGCUCUCAGGCCUCAAUCUUGUUGUCUUGGACAUCUACCAGCCUCUACAUGACCUUGUCACCAAGCCUACCGAUUAUGGGUUUUUUGAAGCAAGGAAGGCAUGUUGUGGAACUGGGUUGGUAGAAACAUCGAUUCUAUGCAAUUCCGAGUCCGUGGGGACGUGUGCAAAUGCAUCAGAGUAUGUGUUCUGGGAUGGUGUUCAUCCAUCGGAGGCUGCUAACAAAGUUUUGUCUGAUGAUUUGCUAGUGAACGGCAUUGCCCUUGUCUCCUGAAACAACACGGCUUCACCACUUUCAUGUGCUUUAUAACAUUUCUAUGUUUUUUGAGUUUGUUCUUCAUAUAUAUGUUGCUGGUUUGAGAGCUUGAUUGGCUUUUUUAGCUGUUGUGAAUUUGUG